ACUACUAGUACUACUAUUGUUGGUUCUGUCCAUGAUGGCACCAAAGAUCGCCACAUCGGCGGCACUACUCCUACUUCUUGCGGCAACACUCACACUUGCUGAUGGACCUACGAAACCAACAGUAUGGAAGCAAGGUACACUUACCGUCGUCCCUCCCUCUGUAGUUCCUCCAAGUACAUCAACCAUUCCGCCGACACCCACCCCCGCCAUCGCGGCCUCCUCAACCACCCCGACGUCCGUUCCCCCUACCACGACUGACGUUGCGAACGCGACGACCUCUAUCCCAAACGCAACAAAUGCAACAAAUGCAACAAUUGGAUAUGUACCUACGAAUCAACUCCCUGCACAGGGUGUGUUUACAUACUUCGACCCGACAUUUGGCAGGACGAGCCGCGUGCGCAUCGUCGAGAGCCUUCCCCUGGGCGAUUUCGACUUGGCCCCGCUUCCCAACACUAUUGGCACCGCAGAAGCUUUGGCACUUCUCUUCGACAGCGCCAUUCGUCAGUUGGACAUAUGCGCGAUGUACUGGAACCUUCUUGGAUGGGCGGAUCACACUGCGUUCUCCCCGGACCAGAUGAAGCAAUUCGGCGCCGAUCGCGGCGUGGCCGUCCUCGCUGCGUUGCGUAGAGCUAUCAAGCGUGGCGUCGUGGUUCGCAUUGUCGGGUCAACAACGUUCGCGCCAUUUCCAGAACUCGACGGACUCGACGUGGAGCUCCGCCUAUGGGACGCCUCGUACUGGUAUGGCGGUGGCAUCAUGCACCAGAAGCUAGUGCUAGUCGAUCAGCAACACGCGUACCUCGGCAGCGCCAACAUGGAUUGGAAGUCCAUGGCGCAGGUGAUGGAGGUCGGCGUUGUCGUCGAACGGUCCCGCGCCAUCGUGCUCGACAUGCAGCGUCUCUUCAACCUAUGGUGGCUCUGGUCGGAUCCGGUGCUUAUCAACCCGUUGGACCCCACGGGGGUCUUGGCCAUCUGGCAGCCCGUAGACACGUUUGUGGAGAAGUUCCAGGCGGUGGUGCGCCUCCCGCCAUGGACAUCGUCUCUCGUGCAAUCAGGAUGGAGCCAGCCAAACCCGUUCAACGCCACGUUUGUGUCGUCGCAAUUCAACAAGGACAACCAGAUCACCGCGGUUUGGAACGGCGAGCGCUCGCAGGUGUUUGUGUCCGCGGCCCCAGAGGCUGCCACGUCAUCCACUCGUACAUUCGACGAAGAUGGCCUCAUUUACACGAUUCAACAGGCCAAAAAGACCGUGUGUCUGAGCGUCAUGGACUUUGUUCCGUAUUCAACCUACAAACUGGACUCGCACAACGAAGGGUCGAUCUACUGGCCGGCGUUGGUGGACACGAUGCUGCAGGUAGUGUACGCACGACCCGUGGCUAUCCGCAUCCUCGUCAGUCGAUGGGCACACACGAGCGCCGUGAUGAUCAAACACCUCAAGAUCCUACAGACCCAGUCCAGGACGUGUCCGUGCGCCGGCGGCGUCUGCCUCGGCAACAUCACGGUCCGGUUGUUUGAAGUCCCGGGGUGGGACGACACUGGCGACCACCGCAAGUGGCCCGCGUUUUCUCGGGUCAACCACGCCAAGUACAUCGUCACGGACGGCCGCGCCAACGUCGGUACGAGCAACAUGGAAUGGGGGUACUUUUACAACACGGCCGGCACGAGUUUCAACACGGACAACACCGAGGUCAUAGAUUCGCUCCAGAAGAUUUUCGAUCGCAACUGGGACUCACCGUACGCCAUCCCGCUCUAUACGUAUCGUUGAGUCGACAACAACGACGACGCCAUCAUAUGUACACAAGAGUUGGGUUUGCCACCUCGUACUCCAGCUACAAGUGUAUUUCCAGCAGAGUUUGUGUAGUAAAAGCGAAUGGAUUCGAGAAUCGAAUGAUAUCUCGGUGUAAACGUUGUAUGGUGAAGGCUUGGUUAGACGCUAAAGUACUUGCAUCCAAGUCGGUCGCACGAAGAGAUGACUUG
Messenger RNA from Aphanomyces astaci, 1974 nucleotides. RefSeq lists its product as hypothetical. NCBI's taxonomy places the organism in Eukaryota, Oomycota, Saprolegniomycetes, Saprolegniales, Verrucalvaceae. Bases 32 to 1762 code for a protein of 576 amino acids. The record is from RefSeq and is a predicted model, not a curated record. The transcript has 2 exons. Gene Ontology annotation, molecular function: catalytic activity.